Messenger RNA from Closterium sp. NIES-65, 360 nucleotides. NCBI's taxonomy places the organism in Eukaryota, Viridiplantae, Streptophyta, Zygnematophyceae, Desmidiales, Closteriaceae. The record is from the annotation of a GenBank genome assembly.
AGUACUUUCUGAGAACCAGCUCAGUGGCACAAUUCCUGCUGCAAUCGGCAACCUUGCAGGACUGGACAAUCUAUUUCUUGACAGCAAUCAGCUCAGUGGCUCAAUCCCUACUGAAAUCGGCACCCUUACGAGACUGGAGCAACUAGAACUUUCUGAGAACCAGCUCAGUGGCACAAUUCCUGCUGCAAUCGGCAACCUUGCAGGACUGGACAAUCUAGUACUUUCUUUUAACCAGCUCAGUGGCACAAUUCCUGCUGCAAUCGGCAACCUCGCACAACUAUACUCUCUGUCUCUUUCUAGCAAUAAACUGAGUGGCACGAUUCCCACUGCAAUAGGCAACCUUAAAAACCUGCGUAUCCU